UUCCUGCAGGUGGUCUUCGAGUGGUUGUGUGUCGGUUUUGCAAGACAUAUCUCACAAAUCGUAGCGAGCUGAUUUCGAGUAGAUUUCAAGGAUCGUCUGGGCGUGCAAUGUUAUUUCACCGAGCCUGGAAUCUGGAUUACUCCGAAGCGCAGCAUCGUGAUAUGAUGACGGGAAAACAUAUUGUCCGUGAUGUUAUGUGCAGAAUUUGCCAUAAAAAAGUAGGAUGGAUGUACGAGUUUGCUAUGGAAGAGUCACAACGCUAUAAAGAAGCUCGUGUUAUUCUUGAAAAAGCACUUAUUGAUGAAGAAGACGGCUUCCCGGAUCCGGCAGGAGCACUCGAAACACAUGAGCAGCCUCCUCCUUUUUUUAUCAACAGAUGCCUCGUAAGUUCUUCGAGCACUGGGGCGGACGAAGGACAUUCUCAUGUGAAAAGUGCGGAACUUAUCUAUCGAAUAGACAGGAAGUCGUAUCUACUCGAUUUAGUGGUAGAGGAAUGCUUAGCGUGGUUGUCUAUACUCUUGCUUACCGUAUGCUAUUUAGGAAGUACCGGUAGAGCGUUUUUAUUUCGUCGAGUUGCUAAUACACGUCAAGGAAGCCCUGUGGUGCGCAAACUGACAACUGGAAAUCAUAUGGUUCGAGAUGUGUUCUGUCUUUGUUGUGGUACCAAACUGGGUUGGUUGUAUGAGUUCACCUGCGAAGUUGCGGAGCGAUAUAAAGAAGGCAAAUUCAUACUGGAACGAAGGCUUGUUCGCGAGACUGAAGUGGCUCACAAUCAACUUGCCGAGCGUGAAUGGCGAUAUUGCACAAGAGCAAUAGCGGGGACGGAUCCGACUGCGAAAACCAGCGACCUAUACAGUGUGACCCGAGGUUCUGGACAAAGCGGCUCAUACGUGAGAAGGCGAUGUGGAAACAGGAGAAGAGAUGCUCACAAUGAAUAUUCUCGGAGGGGAUCCGUUUCCCCUGGAGCCAACUCCGGCGAUGAAUAUGAUGUGGGGUUCAGAGACGAUGCGUUGGAGGCCGAUUUUGCUCGUUUGCUGAAAAGAACUCGUGGUUUUGAGAUAAAGGUAGUGCGAGGUGAUGGAUCCUGUAUGUUCAGAGCUGUAGCGGAUCAGCUAUAUGCAGACCAGGACAUGCAUGGUGAAGUGAGGCGACUCUGCAUGGAUUAUAUGGAGAGAAAUCGAGAUCAUUUCGCUCCUUUUGUCGCCGAAAACUUCUCGUCUUACGUUGCGCGAAAGCGACAGCCUGGUGCGCACGGUAAUCAUGUGGAACUCCAAGCCAUCUCGGAAAUGUUUGCGCGUCCCAUUGAAAUCUACGAAUACAGUGAGAAUCCAAGAAAUGUAUUUUACCCAACCAUAAGGUCACUCGAUGUAAACGUGCCUAUUCGUCUUAGCUAUCACGGUUCGUCUCACUAUAACUCAGUGGUCGAUCCUUUUGCUCCUACGGCUGGAAUCGGAUUGGGACUUCCAGACCUCUACCCUCGUGGAGCUAACAACCUCAGAGAUGCAGUGAAAGAAAGUGAGGACAGAAGUGUAGAACAAGCCAUACUCGAAAGUCAACUCGCCUUGACAGACAUUGAACGGACUGAACGGGAAAUAAACGAGCAGAUCGCACGCGACUCGUAUAUGGAGUACUUGAGUAUGCUAAUGGAUUCUCGUGAUGUCACUGAAAGUCACAUUAGAGAUAACGUUCUAAACGCUACUAAGGAAAGCCAGGAAGCACAAGGAAGCGCGGAAAGACCUCUGUCUAAAUCUACCCUGUAUGAGGAACUACUCGCAUUGGAAGAGUACGGCCCUUGUCCUGCAACUGCAGAAGAAGAAGAUGAAGCAUUGGCUUGUGCUCUUUCAUUGAGUAAGCAGCAAUAUUUGGAAGAACUGCAAUACCGAUAUGGUUCGGGAUCUGAUGAACACAACAUCAACUGA
Messenger RNA from Cooperia oncophora, 1919 nucleotides. NCBI's taxonomy places the organism in Eukaryota, Metazoa, Nematoda, Chromadorea, Rhabditida, Trichostrongylidae. The record is from the annotation of a GenBank genome assembly.